GCUGAAACAUAUCGAUUUUUCAAUUCAGAUUCAGUACAAAGUAAUCAAUAAGUAUGACGUUAUCACAUGAACAUUGCUUUUCAGAAAAAUAUUCUACGCUAUACGUAAGCUUCUCAUAAUGUACCUACAUUAAAAAAAUCAAAAUAACACUUGUACAAACUUCUAGAUGUUACGAUCAGGCUUCAAUAUGCAAUAUUUCACUUCUUUUGGUUGCUAGGUAUUCAGUAGAUACCUAGGUACAUACUACAUUGCAAUAUAUGUAAUACUUACGCAUUUUGCUAUACCUACCUAACAUAUUAUUACCUAUUUACUGGUGCCAGUGAAACUGAAAAACAUUUUGUUCGCGGGAUAAUCCUUAAUUUUUAUUCGAAAUAUUCUACAUCGUAUGGUACUUAUCCAAGACAUGUUUUUGUGUAAAAUGCAGAUUUCGAUUCUAUGCGUAAUUUUUGUCAGCUUGAUUUCUUCAACGAAGUCCAGUUCGGAAGAAACCCACAUUGAAACCAUAGCAGAAGCGAUGAAAGAUUUCCUAAAAGAAGUUUAAAAAAUGGACGCAAGACUUCAUGAUCCAAAUUUAUUGGAGAAUUUCGACAAAUUGAAAAAAAAGUUCGGGGGGUUUUUCAAUGUCAAGAACAAGGAAUGGCGUUUUGAUAAAUUUAAAAAAGAAUAUGAGGCUUUUGUUGACUAUACCGAGAAAUGUUUAAAUGAUUAUAUAUUACAAUUUGAUCAAAUUCUUCAGUGGGGUGAUUUAGGAAAUCAAGGCACAAGAAAUGCAUUACUGCAAUAUUACAAUAACAAGUUCAUCAAAAAAAUGAAACUCAAAGGAUAUUUUGACGAAGAAGGGACACUGAAAAAUCUACAUGAAAGGUUAUCAGGUAUGCAAAAUGCACAAAAUUGCGUUAAAUCAUUUGAUAAAUUAAAAUUUCGCAAAACUCCAAUCGAUUACCUACUCAUUUUACUGCUCACUGCAGACGCAUUGCAAAAAUUUUACGAUAAAAUUGCCCAGUUGAAGGAUACGCCGCCCGCACCAAUAUUUAUAAUACCGGAAAUAAAUUACGAGGAGAAACAGCACAAGGAUUCUCAUUCUCAUUCUCAUUCUGGAGGUGUAUCUGCAGGAGACGUUGCUGUGCCUUUAGUGGCUGCGGGUGCAGGUUUAGUGAUAGGAGCAGAGUUGGCAGAAUUAGCAUCAGAACAUAAACAAGAAGAAGAAAAGCAGGAAGAAGUAAAGCACGUAGAAGAAGAGCACGAAAGUUCGAGUUCAUCAGCAUCAUCUGCUGCAGAAGACCAUGCAGCGUUAGAAAGUGGCGGUGGUGGUAGUUUUGAAGAGGCUUUUGAGUAAAUAGGUAACAAGAGUUAGUUUUAUAUGUAAAACUAAACAUCGCAUGAUUAAGGUUGUAAGUAUACUAAGAAUUAGCUCACUGCAUAAGUAUAUUUUAAUGUACCAUAAGCAUACACUUAUCGUUUAACUUAUUUUAAGCAAAUUAAAUACAUUUCAAAAUGCUUCUCAGUUUUAAUAUCUAUGAGUAAAAUUUAAAUCCAUAAGCAAAAUCCAAAUUUAGGUAUGAAUGAUGAGGAUGGGGACGUAUGAAAAACUAAAUAGGUAGGUAUUAUGAAUAAUUGUCGUCUUCAGGUAGACAAAUAUGGUGAAUAAAAAAUCAUCAAAUUAUGAGCUCGUCUCAAAGAAACACUUACAUGAAUGAAUCGUAGACUCGUGGUAGGCAUAGGUACACUGUGUGAUAACGGUUUUAGAAACAGUCGAAAGGGCGUUUAAUAAGCACACAUCAAUUUUUGGGUCACCCAGAUUAAUUUUAAGUUACGAAGAAAACUGAAAAAUCACUGGUACCUAGCUCAAAAAUGGUCAUUUUGGAAUUGAGAAGGUUGAAAUGAGGAACUUCAUCUGUAUGAAUUUACAAAUAAAAGUGUUCACUCUGGUUGGCCUUAAUUGAAAAAAAAAAAGUUUAUAUGGUUUACCCGUAGGUAUUAUGAAACACAGUGGAAAGAACAUAUCAUAAACUUGAAAAAUUGCCAUAACAGCAGCUUUUUUAAAUUUUCUAAAUCAAUCUGUCGGACUAAAUCUAAACUAACCCCUCAUACUUAUUCUAAGGAACCACUUCAAGUGUAGGGCUUUGAUUACUACGAAAAUCAAAUUUUUAGGAUGAGUAUAUUCCAAACCUUAUAAGUCAUAACUUACCCAAAAUUUCAACUUUCUGAACUGAUUUUUUGGCUUUCAAAUUUUUGAAAAUUGAGAUAAUCACUGUCGAAAUAGUCCAGCUAGAAUUUGUUAGAAUUGUGAAUGUUUGAAUCAGACAUCUUGAUAGAAAAAAUUUCCAGUUUCCAGUUAUACCCCGAUAAAUUAUGUAGGUAGUUCCAAUUGAUGGAAAAUUUCUCAUCAAUUUUUCUGGAAAAAACCACUUAG
This is a messenger RNA of Planococcus citri (citrus mealybug), 2413 nucleotides long. RefSeq lists its product as uncharacterized. The record is from RefSeq and is a predicted model, not a curated record. Lineage: Eukaryota; Metazoa; Arthropoda; Insecta; Hemiptera; Pseudococcidae. The transcript is spliced from 9 exons. The coding region runs from base 545 to 1336 and encodes 263 amino acids.